Messenger RNA from Urocitellus parryii (Arctic ground squirrel), 866 nucleotides. It is a transcript of the gene C2H21orf58, whose product is annotated as chromosome 2 C21orf58 homolog. The record is from RefSeq and is a predicted model, not a curated record. Lineage: Eukaryota; Metazoa; Chordata; Mammalia; Rodentia; Sciuridae.
UCGUCCCCAUGAUGCUGGACUCAUCAGUGGCAGACCAGAUCACCCGCCUGACACUGAGUCUCUUGGAGCAGAAGCUGGAGCAAGAGCGAGAGAACAUGGAAGGGGACUCAGAAGGCUCUUUCUUGGUGCCAGGAAAGGAGGCCAGGCCAGAGGAGGCCCUGCCCCGCGCUCUGAGGAGGAGGAAGGACCUUCUACAGAGACUCUGGGAACAGCAGCUUCUAGAUGAGCACCCCCAGCCCCGCUGCUGGAGGGGGCCACCCGGAGGAGCCCACAGAUCAGCCCUGUACCCAGAAGUGCCUCCCGUGGGCAUCUACCGGGCCGCGUCUCCACCCCUGCCGGCGCCUGAGCCUCUGAGGAUCAUCCAGCACCCGGUUCCCCAGCCUCCUGCCACCAUCAUUCAGCAGCUCCCUCAGCAGCCACUCAUCACACAGAUUCCUGCUCCUCAGGCCUUUCCCACUCAAAGGUCAGGAAGCAUUAAAGAAGACAUGGUGGAGAUGAUGUUGAUGCAGAAUGCGCAGAUGCACCAGAUCAUCAUGCAAAACAUGCUACUCAAAGCCCUCCCACCUGCAGUAGGGCCUGGGGGACCACACACCCCGCAGCAGGACCUGCAGUGGGCACGCCAGGUCAUCCCGAGAGCCCAGAGGCAGAGGCCAGCCCCAGUGCACCAUCACCACCACUAUGCGCCCCCAGUCCCGCUGCAGGCUAGCCCCAUGCCUGGCACCCCUGUUGGUUAUUCCACAUGGCCUCCAGUGGUCACGGCCACAGCCCUCCCAGCGGCCAACAGCUUCCUGCCCACCAUGCGCCAUGUGGCUGGCCCCACGGUGGCAACGGACAGUGAGCUACCCUCACAGGCUCCAGGAGUGUGA